CGACACUCUACAUCCACAACACUCGGGAGAUUUGAUGAAUACUCCCCUCCACCAACCAUGGGAUCAAAAUCUCCAGAAGAUCAUCGUCGAGGUCCCAAUGGGUCGCCAGAACAUGCCGCAAUUGCCGUUGUCAACCCACCCAAGUCAGCCGUUGCGAGCGGCCUUCUUCAAGGCAUGCUCGAAGGGCAGGGAGAAAACGGGGAUGACGACGACGACGAUGAUGAUGAUGAGGAGAACGUUGGAGCUGACGUGAAGACUACUGAUGGCGCCAAGAAGAAGAGAAAGCGCAACAAGAAGAAGAACAAGAAAGGCCCGGCUACGCAACAGUCGUUCCCGCCAAGAGUUCCUCUAACACAGCUGUUCGAUGGCCGUCCAUACCCCGAAGGCCAGAUUGUCGAGUAUCCCGCCAAAAACGACAAUCUCCAGCGCACCACAGCUGAAGAAGUCCGACACCAAGCCGCCCUGAGUAACAUGGAUGAUGAAUUCCUCUCCGACUACCGUAAGGCAGCUGAAAUCCACCGCCAAGUCCGGCACUAUGCGCAGAAGCUCGCCAAACCCGGCGUGUCCAUGACUUAUCUCGCAGAAGAGAUAGACGAAAGCGUUCGUGCACUCACUGGACACCAUGGCCUCUCGCCUGGCGACAGUCUCAAAGCCGGGCUUGCCUUUCCAACAGGCCUCUGCCUGAACCACAUCGGCGCGCACUGGACGCCCAAUGCCGGUGCAAAAGAAGUCUUUCUCCAGCACGACGACGUGCUCAAAGUGGAUUUUGGAGUCCACGUCAACGGCAGAAUCGUCGACAGUGCAUUUACCAUUGCCGCGAACCCCGUCUACGACAACCUGCUCGCGGCCGUGAAAGCCGCUACCAACACGGGACUUAAGGAAGCAGGCAUAGACGCGCGCAUCGACCACAUCAGCGCAUCGAUCCAAGAAGUAAUGGAAAGCCACGAGAUAACUCUAGCCGGCAAAACGCUGCCCAUCAAAGCCGUGCGCAACAUCACCGGCCACAACAUUCUACGCUACCGCAUCCACGGCUCCAAGCAAGUCCCUUUUGUCAAAACGAAAACUACGCAGCGCAUGGAAGAAGGCGACGUAUUUGCCAUUGAAACCUUUGGCACCACGGGCACCGCCGUCCUGCGCGAUGAUAUUGGUGUUUAUGGCUACGCCCGCAACGAGCAUGCUAACACGGCCGGCCUGCAUCAUGCAUCGGCGCAUGCGCUGCUCAGGACUAUCGACCAGAACUUCGGGACCCUCGUGUUUGCGCGCCGCCAGCUCGAACGUAUCCCGGGCGUGAAGAGUUACCAUUUAGGCAUGCGCUCGCUGGUCAAUAGCGGCAUUGUCGAUGCGUAUGCGCCGCUCGUCGAUGUCCCUGGGUCGUAUGUUGCGCAGUUUGAACAUACUGUCUUGCUGCGCCCGAAUUGCAAGGAAGUUGUAUCGCGUGGCGAUGACUACUAAGCACGCUUUGGGGAAUAUGAGUGUUAUGCGUUGCUGAGAAGGAUCAACAGGAUACUUUUAUCUAUGCACCUUUUUGUUCAACACCAAGGGUCACGCGUGGAUAAGGAUACUUCAACAUAUCUUUAGAUGAUGCGUUUAGUCUUAUAAAAUUACACAUGC
Molecule: messenger RNA, 1611 nt
Organism: Exserohilum turcica Et28A
Lineage: Eukaryota; Fungi; Ascomycota; Dothideomycetes; Pleosporales; Pleosporaceae
Exons: 5
Coding region: 58-1452 (464 amino acids)
Biological process (GO): proteolysis
Molecular function (GO): metalloaminopeptidase activity
Source: RefSeq, a predicted model, not a curated record